UUCAAGUGGCUCGACAUAGCGCCCAGCCGGACCGUCGAGUGGCACCCUUGCUACGAAGACGGCUAUGACUGCGCACGGCUCGACGUGCCCAUGGACUGGCUGGACCCCAACAGCAACAGCAACAGCAACAGCAACAGCAACAGCAACAGCAACAGCAACAGCAACAGCAACAGCAACAGCAGCGACAGCUACCGCGGCCCUGUCUUCUUCAACCCCGGCGGCCCAGGCGGGUCCGGCAUCUGGUCGCUGCGCCACCACGGCCGAGACCUACAAGCCAUCGUCGGCGACAACCACGACAUAGUCAGCUUCGACCCGCGCGGCGUCGGCGCGUCGGUCCCGCGCAUCCAGUGCUGGCCGUCGCCGCAGGCCCGGCUGUUUUGGGAGCUGCAAGACGUCGGCGUUGUUGACGCGCACCCGGGCGUGCUGUACGACGCCUUCGCCCGGGCCGGCGCCUUCUCGCGCGCCUGCGAGCGCAACCACCUGCUCGCCGUCGACGACCAGCAGGACCGCUCCGUCCUCCGCCACAGCAGCACGGCGUACCACGCGCGCGACAUGCUCGAGAUCCUCCAGCGCAUGGGCCAGCACCGGCUCAAGUACUGGGGCUUCAGCUACGGCACCGUGCUCGGCGGCACCUUCGCCGCCAUGUACCCGGACCGUGUCGAGCGCAUGGUCAACGACGGCAACGUCGACUACACGGAGUGGUACCACGGAGGGUACAUCAACUUCCUGCACGACACCGACAAAGUUAUGGACGCCUUCUACGACUUCUGCCACCAGGCCGGGCCGGCACGCUGUGCGUUCCACGCGGCCACGCCGCAGCAGAUCCGCGCGCGGCUCGACGGGCUCCUGGACGUGCUGCGCACCGCGCCUGUCCUCAUCGCGCCCUCUUCGCAGCACGACACGGGUGGCCCCGAGAUGCCCGAGCUGGUGACGUACUCCAGGGUCAAGCGCAUGAUCUCGACGGCGCUGUACCAGCCGAUCCGCCGGUUCCGACGCGUCGCCGAGGUGCUGGCAGCGCUCGAGCGCGGCGACGGCGGGCCGUUUUACGAGUACACGUCGGCCAGCGGCGACGACAGUGGCAGUCCGUCGGGCAUGUGCCGCGCCGAGGCGGUGCCGCCGACGACGCCCGUGUCGGGGCCUGACGUCGAGGGCACCGACGACGUGUUCGCGGCCGUCAUGUGCUCGGACGCGUCGGGCGCCAUGCUCAACGAGACGGCCGCCGAGCUGGCGCGGUACGCGGCCCGCCUGCAGCGCAUGAGUGCCGCCGCCGGAUCCGUGCAGAUCGCGUUCCGGCUUGCGUGCGUCGGCCGCGCCGUGCGGCCCAAGUGGCGCUUCGCCGCCGGGACCGUCAUCAAUAACGCAACGGUGCCGAUCCUGUUCGUCGCCAACGUGGCCGACAACGUCACGCCGCUCGUCAGCGCCAGGAACAACUCGGCCGCGUUCCCGGGGUCUGUCGUGCUCGUGCAGAACUCGUUCGGCCACACCAGCCUCGCCGCUCCGUCCACCUGCACCGCGACAUAUAUCCGCGACUACUUCCAGCAUGGCGCCCUGCCGCCGCCCGACACGCUCUGCGAGCCUGACGCCGUGCCCUUCGAGGCUGCCUUUGCCGAU
Molecule: messenger RNA, 1611 nt
Organism: Lasiosphaeria miniovina
Lineage: Eukaryota; Fungi; Ascomycota; Sordariomycetes; Sordariales; Lasiosphaeriaceae
Product: Alpha/Beta hydrolase protein
Exons: 3
Source: RefSeq, a predicted model, not a curated record